Messenger RNA from Strongylus vulgaris, 408 nucleotides. The record is from the annotation of a GenBank genome assembly. Lineage: Eukaryota; Metazoa; Nematoda; Chromadorea; Rhabditida; Strongylidae.
AUGUAUGAUGUACUGCCAACCUUGACGAUAGGCUGGUCCGAACGUGAACGCCUGCAGACGGAUACCGUAAUGUGGGCUAUACUCAAAAGUCGGUUGUCAAGAAGUCAGAUGGACUCUUUGGAGGAACUAAAGUCAGAAGAGUCUCAAAAAUCGGAUUUCCCAAAAAUACUGGAUUUGAUUAGUGGACCUAGCAACGGAACCGGAACGCAGUCAACUCCUUCUGCCAUGAGAAAUUUCACAUGGGAGCGCUUUAGGAAUUCUCCAGCUACUGUUGGACUCUUGCGCAAUGCCAAACCGGAGCUCUACCGAUUAGAGCGUGAACUUGGCCUUUUAAACAUCAAAUGCAGAACGUUCUACGAGCAUUUCGCUUACAAUAGAUGCCUUCGCCAGCAGUGGGUUUUGCAAUAG